This is a messenger RNA of Elephantulus edwardii (Cape elephant shrew), 789 nucleotides long. RefSeq names its product colorectal cancer associated 2 (gene POU2AF3). Lineage: Eukaryota; Metazoa; Chordata; Mammalia; Macroscelidea; Macroscelididae. The coding region runs from base 31 to 789 and encodes 252 amino acids. The record is from RefSeq and is a predicted model, not a curated record. Gene Ontology annotation, cellular component: cytoplasm. The transcript has 5 exons. Gene Ontology annotation, molecular function: POU domain binding; DNA binding.
CAGCCACCGACCCAGCUUCAGCUGACCACGAUGUCGGAAAAACCAAAGGUGUAUCAAGGUGUCCGUGUGAAGAUCACAGUGAAGGAGUUGCUGCAGCAGCGAAGGGCACACCAGGCUGCCUCAGGGGGAACUCCCUCCGGAAGCAGCACUGUCCACAUUGCAGCCUCAGCCGCACCAUCUUCUGCAGGGCUGUAUUUUGAGCCUGAACCGAUUCCUUCCACACCCAGUUACUUUCAACCCCGAGAAUUUUCGAGUUGUUUUUCUUGUGAUGAAAACCCAAGCUGCCUCGACCAAAUCUUAGAUUCCUACCUUCAGAUGGAGACACACCCUGAACCUUCCUUCAAUUCCUUGCAAAGCACGCCACGCUACUUCCCAGACAGCUUCCAGCCUGCUCCUUUCUGCUUGAACCAGAGCCUGACCCCAGUGUCACCUUCAGAUUUCUCUACUCUCUCCGGUUCCUUAGACUACAGCUACUCACCAGCUCAGCUGCCUUUCUAUGCUGCAGAGAAUUACAGUUCUCCACCACCACUGGACACCAGAAACUGUGACUAUCCUUCAGAAGACCUCUCCUGCCACCCCUUGCCCUCACACACCCAGUACAACAGCUUCUCCUCGGCCCCGGCCCCAGCGUGUUACUGCGCGUCCUGCGAGGCCGAGCACUGGGACACUAUCCGGGCGGCAGAGUACUUUCCUCCUCCCGGCCAUGACUACCUGGAUUUUGCUUCUUCGACAGCAGUACCCAGCGAUUUCUACAAAAGGGAAGCAAACUGUGACGUCGGCUAUAGUUAA